Molecule: messenger RNA, 1802 nt
Organism: Annulohypoxylon truncatum
Lineage: Eukaryota; Fungi; Ascomycota; Sordariomycetes; Xylariales; Hypoxylaceae
Exons: 1
Coding region: 410-1528 (372 amino acids)
Source: RefSeq, a predicted model, not a curated record
CCCUAGUGCCUCGAUUUCAGACAGAAAGAAAGGAAAAUAAUAAUAAGCAAACUGCGCCGUAGACGCUUAGUUCUAUUUUGAGUCAUGAUGGAAGUUAGAUCCGCUAAUGGCAAUUUGCCCCGAGCUAGAAGGGCUUUCUGACGAAGACCAGGGUAAAAAAGGCUUGGCUCUCAUUUAUUUUCCAUAAAAUCUCGACGAUAGCCUCCCCUUUCGAUUUCCGCUUCUUUCUCGUCGAUCCUUUCCCGUAUUGUUCUCAUCAGGUCCUCACUCGUUAUUACUGACCAUAAUUCUUCAACUUCGUGUCGUUCGUUUUGAUAUAAUAUAUACUUAAUUCUUAAUAAUUAAAAUCAUCCUUAUCCUCAUUAUAACCUUAUUUUAGUCAACAAGACAAGAGUGGCAAUUACGAGAAAUGGCUUCGAAUGAGACGUCACGGCCAAUGACUGGGACGAGGAAUGAGCAUGGAAUUUCGCCAGUUGAGGAUUCGGCGGGAGCAGGUCACGAAAGUGUCGCCCGAAGGUCUGUGAACAGAGACGCACCGUCGUCGCCAACUAUACCAGCAGACCCCGCAACUAUCCAACCGCCACCCUCUACGCGCCAGCAACCAUACCCCCAGUCUCAAGCCCCCUAUCCUUCGUACCAAUACCCACCGCAGGCAUACUAUACCCAACCUGUUCGCCUCCUACCUCGGUACUCGAAAUCCUGGACAUUCAGCAAGCUCAUCCUCGCGCUCUCCCUCAUCAUCGUCGCCAUCGUGAUCGUAGCGUUGGCAUGCGUCUUCGUGACCGAAGCCGGCGACGCAUCCUGGGUGGCGGCGUACGCGCUCCCGAUCACCAUCGCCUCGAUCCUGUGGAAUGGCGCGGAGCUGAUCACGUUCGCGGUGCGGUCGCGCAAGAACGAGAAGCGCGGUAUCCACCCGGGCGCGCACGUGGGCCUGCACCUGUGCUUCUGGAUCGCCUGCGUGUUCGCCGUGCUGCUGUCCGUCACCGAGGCCAUCGCCGUGAACGCGGACGUGCGCGACUGCGCGGACGAGACCACCACCACCAGCACGUACUCGUAUUACAGCAGCUACUGCGACCAGUACGACGGCAUCGACAUGACCGGCAGGUACCUGCCGAUGCUGCGCGCGGUGGCGGCGCUCUUCUGCCUGAUGCUGCUCGUCCACUUUAUCCUGUUCGUGUUCGCUUGCGUCGACACGCAUAAGCGCAAUCUGUUGAAGCCGGCCGGCAUGGUCGUACCGCCCGUGGCUCCUCAGGCUGGCAUGUACUACCCGCCUCCGCAGCCCGGUGUCGCGCCUUAUUACCCGUACCCGGCCCCCAUGGCGCCUCAGCAGGGGCCCUUCGCUGGCCAGCCUAAUGUACCUGGUGCUGUUGCUGUGGGACAGAGGACGGACCCGGCGGCGCAGAACUACCAAAACUUCGCCGGGUUUUACGCACCGGUGCCACCGCAACCAACGUACGCUCCGGCGCAGGCUGCGCAAGUCCCGACGGGCUCGAACAACGAAAAGGUUGUGCCUUCUACCUCGGCAUAAGCUGGACGGAUAUUGUGUCGGAGAACGGGUUAGCAAGCAUUCUGAUAUGAUGGGAAUGGGUCAACCGAAGGCUUUCUGCAUUUAUGUUUAGCGUUUUUGCUUGAUUAGGGACGAGAUGUGUCUAUUGAUAGGUAUAAAUAUUGGCUAUGUCGGAUGUUAAUGUUGAUGUCGGAGAUACCCCUGAUUCGUUGCGUGCGAGGACUAGGAGGCGAGUCUACAGAACUAAUUAGGUUAAUGUACAACCUUGGGCAUCAAGGGUUAUUAUUAACUCGGG